Molecule: messenger RNA, 1311 nt
Organism: Boeremia exigua
Lineage: Eukaryota; Fungi; Ascomycota; Dothideomycetes; Pleosporales; Didymellaceae
Exons: 2
Coding region: 1-1311 (436 amino acids)
Source: RefSeq, a predicted model, not a curated record
AUGCCUCUUGUGAAGCCUAGUUUACCACCCAGAGCGGCAUCAUCCGUCGAGCCGCAAGCACAACAAGUCCCAAAGUUUGCGCCUUGCCCUCGGUCAAGCUUUACUGGAGGACACACCGAUUGGUUCCGGAUUACUACACCUGUUCCAUUUCCAAACGUUGAUAUCUGCCCAAGCUGUUACAAUACUACCUUUCGCAACACAUCAUAUGCACGAUGCAUCUCCCAAUCUCCACCCAAGUCCACGGACGUAGCCACGAGAUGCGACCUAUCAGAUCGCUGGACCCGUGUAGCAAUAUACUGGAUCUUCUCUCUGAAUGCCCCAGACCUCAGCCUUCUGGGUCGCGUGGCGGAGAUGCAUGCGGACGAAGAUGGCCCUUGCCCGAAUCUCAACAUUGAGGACCCAGUGGCUCAAAAGGGAGGCAAGCCAGCUGUGACGCGAACCUGGUAUUGUCUCUGGAACCCAGGAACUGGAUCUCUUAUCGAGGACCUCACAGUCUGCUCAAGCUGCAUCGUCCGUCUCAACCUUAUCUUCCCGUGCCUCAAUGACAUUUUCCGGCCUGUGGCAAACGGUGCAAAACUGCAAGCCACGUGCGAUCUUCUCACCGCACAAAAUGAGAACGAAGGAAGGCGCGGGGAGCUUUACCUCGACAAAAUCGCCGAAACCGCCGCAGCCACCCUUGACUCUGGCCAUAGAGACACGCGCCCUCUGACCGCGUACUUCACGAAAUGGGCGCCCAUCCCCGUCUGCCUCAAGAGCCAACAGGUCCCGCCCGGCUCCACAAGCUACACCUUCCCGACUUCCAUCCCCGGCUACGCCGCCUGCCCCGAGUGCUAUAUCACCCACAUCGAGCCUCUCCUGUCCUCCGCCUCCCCGCCCACCAUCCUGCGCGAAGUCACGCCCAAUGUCCCGCCGCACGGCUACACGUGCGAUCUGUACUCGCCGCGGCUGCAGCAGUGGCUGGCGGACGCAUGCGCGAGCUACAAUCUCGACACUUACAAGCAGCGGCUCAUGCAGCGCGCCGCCAAGAUGCAGGAGUACAAUCUCAAGCUCGAGCAGAUGAAGCUGCAGAGCCAGCAGCUGGAGCGCCAGGCGCGAAUGUACGGGGUGCAGAUGCAGUCCGCGCAGACGAUGGAGCGCAUCAGUGCGAUACAGGGGACGACUAUGGGGUAUGGGUAUUAUCAUCGUGCGCCUUUGGAUUUCUCGCGCUCGUCGGCCGCGAUGGAUCAAAGCCACCAGGCGAUGCUGCAGGCGGAGAUGGUGCGGGAGAAUAUGGCGCUGCUGCGGCGGGAGUGGGCGGAGCUGUACGAGUAA